Papaver somniferum (opium poppy) is the source of this 2467-nucleotide messenger RNA. RefSeq names its product 3-oxoacyl-[acyl-carrier-protein] synthase II, chloroplastic-like. Gene Ontology annotation, biological process: fatty acid biosynthetic process. Gene Ontology annotation, molecular function: 3-oxoacyl-[acyl-carrier-protein] synthase activity. The transcript has 13 exons. Lineage: Eukaryota; Viridiplantae; Streptophyta; Magnoliopsida; Ranunculales; Papaveraceae. Gene Ontology annotation, cellular component: chloroplast stroma. The record is from RefSeq and is a predicted model, not a curated record. Bases 576 to 2225 code for a protein of 549 amino acids.
AUUUACACAAAGGAGGGAUGCAAUACAACAAACAUAUUGGGUGCCAUUGUCAAACAAAACCAAUCAAAGUGAUUGCUUGUUCCUCCUCUAAAUUGCAUUUUCUAUUUCCAUUUCUCUUCCCCCCUGCAAAAUUCACUUUUCCUCUCUCUCCAGGAAAGAUAAAAAUUGAUAGUUUCUCUCUCUGGAAAAAACAAAACCCUCCAUUGAGCACUUGGCUUUCUCUAUGACAAGGAACUCAGAUUCGCAAUUACUUGGCAUCAACAACAACUACAACUUUGGUGGUUUCUCCCUGAUUCAAGAUUGGGUUCUUCUUUUUCAUUUCAAUUUCAAUAUAAAGGAUACAUUUUUACAUCUCUAAAAAUCACCAUUUCUCUCUUGAUUCUCUCUGGGUUUUUCAUUUUCCAAUCUGGGUUUCUCUUAGAUUCAACAAUUAUCAAAACCCAUUUCUUUUGGAUUCAUAAAAAUCCCAUUUUUCUUCUUUUUGUGUAUCAUGUUAUUCUUCUCACUCUAGAGUACUGUACUUCACAAGCAAAAGAAACCCUUUCUUUUCUUUCUUUCAAAUCUGUGUGAUUUUAAUGGCAACUUCAUCAAUGGCUGCUUCACCUCUAUGUACGUGGUUAGUUGCAGCUUGCAUGUCUGUUUCUCACGAAGAAAAUUCAUCAAAAAUGUUACAAUCUCAUAAAAGACUAAGUAAAGGAGCUGCAAGAAGGAAAAGGGUUGUUAUGUCAAAAUGUAAUGGUGGUGAUAAUAAGGGUUUGAUGAGUGGAUCAUCAAGUUUUCAUGGAUUGAUGAGUUCUUGUUUUGAACCUUGUGAGGAGUUUAAUGGAUUCUUCUUUGGUGGUGCUUCUAGUAGAAAUCUCAGUGGUGGAAGUAGACAAAGAAGGAGUAAUCAAGCUGCUUAUGCUGUUGAUUCCGUAUCUAAAACCAUGUCUGUAGCUGUGCAGCCUACGAAAGAAACAACAAAAAAGAAAUCUGUUACAAAGCAACGGCGAGUUGUUGUUACAGGGACCGGUGUGGUUUCGUCAGUUGGUCAUGAUUCGGAUGUGUUUUAUAAUAACCUGCUUGAGGGUGUCAGUGGAAUAAGUGAAAUCGAGGCUUUUGAUUGUGCUCAGUUCCCAACGAGGAUUGCAGGAGAAAUCAAGGAUUUCUCGACAGAGGGAUGGGUAGCACCAAAACUCUCAAAGAGAGCGGACAAGUUCAUGCUUUACAUGCUUACUGCUGGUAAAAAAGCCUUGGCAGAUGCUGGGAUGACAGAAGAUGUCAUGAAUGAGUUAGAUCGAGCUAAAUGUGGUGUAUUGAUUGGAUCUGCAAUGGGUGGCAUGAAGGUUUUCCAUGACGCAAUUGAAGCUCUAAGGGUGUCGUAUAAGAAAAUGAACCCAUUUUGUGUACCUUUUGCCACCACCAAUAUGGGUUCUGCCAUGCUUGCAAUGGACCUGGGAUGGAUGGGUCCAAACUAUUCAAUCUCUACUGCUUGUGCCACUAGCAACUUCUGUAUAUUGAAUGCAGCCAACCAUAUCAUCAGAGGCGAAGCCGAUGUGAUGCUUUGUGGGGGUUCAGAUGCUGCAAUCAUUCCAAUAGGCUUGGGAGGUUUCGUAGCAUGCCGUGCACUUUCUCAGAGAAAUGGUGAUCCAACAAAAGCUUCACGCCCUUGGGAUGUUAAUCGUGAUGGUUUCGUUAUGGGUGAAGGUGCUGGGGUUCUUGUUCUAGAAGAACUUGAACAUGCUCAGAAAAGAGGAGCAACUAUAUAUGCUGAAUUUCUAGGUGGAAGCUUCACUUCCGAUGCUUAUCACAUGACUGAGCCUCAUCCAGAUGGGACUGGAGUUAUACUUUGCAUAGAGAGGGCCUUAGCUUCAGCUGGGGUAUCAAAGGAAGAUGUUAAUUAUGUGAAUGCACAUGCUACAUCAACACCAGCAGGAGACUUGAAAGAAUACCAAGCUCUUAUUCAUUGUUUUGGUCAGAAUCCUGAGCUAAGAGUAAACUCUACGAAAUCUAUGAUUGGUCACCUUCUAGGAGCAGCUGGUGCUGUGGAAGCUGUUGCAACAGUACAGGCGAUAAAGACGGGUUGGGUACAUCCGAAUAUCAAUCUAGAAGAACCUGAGAAAGGCGUGGACACAUCUCUGUUAGUGGGUCCAAAGAAGGAACGUCUAGACAUAAAGGUCGGUUUAUCGAACUCGUUCGGUUUUGGUGGACACAACUCAUGUAUUCUGUUUGCUCCAUUCAAGUGAUAAACACUUUCACGAAUCCAAGCUAGACUGAAGAGUUUAUAUUAGUCUGUUGUAUUUCCAUGUGAACGUUCCAAGCUUUUACUCUCGCCCUUUUCUCUUGUUUGAUAGAUUUUGUGAACUUCUUUCUGGUUAGAUUCACUUUUAGUUUGAAAUGGGCAACAGAAUUUUGUAUAAAACACUUUUUAGCUCUGAGAAUAUUUUGUGUACAACGAUUGAUCCUUUUUAGGUGUUUUUCCUUGCUC